This is a messenger RNA of Dermatophagoides pteronyssinus (European house dust mite), 2489 nucleotides long. RefSeq names its product furin-like protease 1. Gene Ontology annotation, molecular function: serine-type endopeptidase activity. The record is from RefSeq and is a predicted model, not a curated record. Gene Ontology annotation, cellular component: trans-Golgi network; Golgi membrane. Lineage: Eukaryota; Metazoa; Arthropoda; Arachnida; Sarcoptiformes; Pyroglyphidae. Gene Ontology annotation, biological process: peptide hormone processing.
UCAUCAUCAUUGUUAAAUCUACAACAAAAUCAUCAUAAUCAUCAUCGUUCAAAACGAUUAUUAAGUGAUCAAUUUGUUGUACAAAUUCAUGGUGGUGAUGAAUUAGCUCGUCAAUUAGCUAAUGAUCAUGGUUUUACUUAUUUAGGACAUAUAAUCGAAGAUUAUUAUCAUUUAAUGCAUCGAAAAGUUGCAAAAAGAUCGGCUGAAUUUGUUGAUGAUGAUGGUGAAGAACAUUCAUUAACAUUUCAACAACAUCCAUCUGUAUUAUCAAUUGAACAGCAACCGAUUAAUCAUCGAACAAAAAGAGAUUUCAUUUCAAAUACACAUUUGAAUUUGAAUGCUGCACAUUCAGUAUCAAAUUCUCAUCGUUUAGAUAUGGUGCCAUAUUAUAUGAGACCACCACCACCACAACAACAACAACCACAACCUCCAUGUGAAAAUAAUUUACCAUUAUUACCAUUUCCAUUUGAUCAUAAUGAAUUUGUUCAAGGUGGUAAACGUGUUAAAUUUGAUGAUCCACAAUGGCCACGAAUGUGGUAUCUAAAUCGUGGUAAUAAUCUUGAUAUGGAUGUUGUUGAAGCAUGGGAAAAAAAUAUCACUGGUAAAGGUGUUGUUGUUACCAUUUUAGAUGAUGGUUUGGAAAAAGAUCAUCCUGAUUUGAUAACAAAUUAUGAUCCUGAUGCUAGUUAUGAUGUAAAUGGAUUUGAUAGUGAUCCAAUGCCUCGUUAUGAUAUUAUUGAUUCAAAUCGUCAUGGAACUCGUUGUGCAGGUGAAGUAGCAGCCAAUGCUAAUAAUAGUGUUUGUGCAGUUGGUGUUGCUUUUGAUGCAAAAGUUGGUGGUAUUCGAAUGUUAGAUGGUGAUGUAACCGAUGCUGUUGAAGCUAGAUCAUUAGGUUAUAAUCCUCAACAUAUACACAUUUAUUCAGCAUCAUGGGGACCAGAUGAUGAUGGUCGUACAGUAGAUGGACCAGGUAAAAUGGCCGUAAAAGCAUUUGAAAAUGGUAUCCGUAAUGGUCGUGGUGGUAAAGGAUCAAUUUUUGUUUGGGCAUCUGGCAAUGGUGGUCGUGAAAAAGAUAAUUGUAAUUGUGAUGGCUAUACUAAUUCCAUAUGGACAUUAUCGAUUAGUUCGGCAACUGAAAAAGGAUCAAUACCAUGGUAUUCGGAAGCAUGUUCAGCAACAUUAGCCAGUACUUAUAGUAGUGGUUCAUUUGGUGAACGACAAAUUGUCACUACAGAUCUUCAUCAUGGUUGUACAUCAUCACAUACCGGAACAUCAGCAUCGGCACCAUUAGCAGCCGGUAUCUGUGCUCUUGCUUUACAGGCAAAUAAUAAUUUAACAUGGCGUGAUAUGCAACAUAUCGUAGUAUUAUCAGCGAAACGUAAAAAUUUGGAAGGAAAUUGGAUGGAAAAUGGUGCCGGAUUAAAUGUUAGUCAUUGGUUUGGUUAUGGUUUAAUCAAUGCAAGUGCUAUGGUUGAUUAUGCUCGUGAAUGGGUACCAGUACCGGAACAAACAAAAUGUGUUUUCAACGGUAAAGUUAAUGAAUUACUUAAAGCCAAGAACACAUUAUCUUACGCACUGAAUGUAACAUGUAAUGGAUUAGCAUAUAUGGAACAUGUUCAAGUUGUUGUCGAUCUUACAACACCAAAACGAGGUGAUAUUGAAAUUGAAAUUCGUUCACCUGCUGGUACAAGAUCAACAUUAUUGACAAAACGACCGAAAGAUAAUUCAGUUCUUGGUUUUUCAAAUUGGCCAUUUAUGACUGUACAUUUUUGGGGUGAAUCACCGAAUGGUCAAUGGACAUUGUACAUUAAUAGUACAGGACGACAUAAUAAUACAUUGUUACAUGGAUGGAGAUUAAUAAUGCACGGUACUCGUGAAUAUCCAUUUGGACAAUCAUAUUAUCCGAAACGUUCGAAACCACAAUUAUUGAAUGAAAAAAAGACAGUGAUGAUGAAUGAAUUUGCUAAUAAUCAAAUUGAUAUACAACCAUCAUCACGUUAUCCAAAUCGUAUGAUAAUGCAUAAUAAUGGCAGUGAUGGAUUAAGAAAUAGAUUUUCAUUUUUCAACAACAACAACAAUAAUAAUAAUAAUAAUGAUAAUGGCCGAAUAUAUAACCAUAGUCUGACAUCAUUGUUCAAUAAUGGACGUCUAAAAAUGAGUGAUAAUCUGGAUCAACAAAAUAAUGGGCGGCAACAUAUACCAUAUAAAAAUUUGAAAAAAACGCAAUCCAAUCAACAUUUAUUACAUGGUCAAUCAUUACCCGCUUCGUCUGGUUUUGAUUCAUUAUCCUCGUCAUCAUCAUCAUCAUCAUUAUCGAUUAUAAUUGAGCUUUAUAUUGGCUGCCAUCUAAUAAUGAUUAUUUUAUUAUCAUUAUGGCAAUGAAUAUAAUUGUGUGCCUUUUUGCUUUCCCGAACGCUUAUCGCUGUUCGUUGAACGAAACUUGUGAUUUUUUAAUUUCCCAAACUUAUUCAAUUCAAUAAUGUAUGAAU